AGUGUGACUGGGAGGUGUUUGCUGCUUAGCUUUCAGUAGUUGAGGCUUUUAUUCCUUAGGGAAGAAACUUCUACGUGGGAUUUUGUAGAUAGCUUCUUCAUCUCACAGAAUUGAGGCAUAGGGGAAACUUUCUGAAGCUUCCAAAGCUGCAGUCUUUGUGUAUCCUCUAAAAUCUCUGUAGUGCCUUCAAGUGAAUGUGAUUUGCUUUUGUGUCUGCAGCUCUGGGCGGUAGAAAAGUGUCUUCUCUGCUUUUACAAAAACUCAAACUCUGCCUGUAGUCACUUGUGACAAACUAACUGCAUUCUUUAUUACAGCUCAUGAGAGAUGAAUACUUAACCCUAGGUAAUAUUUUGUAUCUUUGUCUCUUUUUGGAUAAACCUUAUUCAUUGAAUCUCAGUGUUGUUACCUCCCACUGGUUACCUCAGAUAUCCCAGGUGCCUAAGAAAAAUCAGCAAUUUGCAGAUCAAUCAGAUUUAAUCAAGUUGGAGUGAUGCACCUUUCAGCUUCCAGUCUUUUCUUCUUCUGAGUAUCCAGUGUGACCUGCUUCUUGCCCAUCUUUGCUCAAGUUCCUGCUCAUAAGGAGUGGACUAAAGACCAGUCAUCCUUUGGAGCUCAAACUUUAAUAAGAGUUUAUUCAAUCAGAACUUUUUUUAAAGAAGUGUCAAUGUCUGAAGAAGUUACUUAUGCAGAUUUAAAAUUUCCAGACUCCCUUAAGACUGAAAACAUUGAAGCAUUUGAAAACUUUGAGAUAAAAGAGACACCUGUUACUUCUGAUGUCAGUCAUCACAGAGUCCUGGCUCUUACUGUUUUGUGCUCUCUGCUACUGAUUGGAUUGGGAAUCUUAGGAAGCAUGUUUUAUGUAACUUCCAAGAAACAAAUGGAAAAAUUGGAUGAAUUGCAAAAUGUAAAUGAAGAACUUCAGGGAAAUUUAUCUCAACUACUUAUGGAUAACAUGAAUAAUUCUAUGAAGAUCAAUAACCUCUCUCACACAUUGCAAGAAAUAACCACCAAAUUUUGUCAUGAGUUAUAUAGAAAAAAUAAAGAUCACAAAUGCAAACCUUGUCCGGAAAAAUGGUUAUGGCAUGAGAACAGUUGCUACUUACUAACUACAACAAUGAAAUCAUGGCAAGAGAGUAAAAUGGAAUGUUCUGCUCAGAAUGCCAGCCUGUUGAAGAUCAAUAACAAAAGUAUAUCGAAUUAUAUAAAGUCCAAGAAGUUAUAUAACUUUUGGCUGGGAUUAUCUCCUCGAUAUUCUUCUAUGAGCGAUAAGAAUCUGGAUAGUUUAAUUGACUCCCCUGACUGGAAUAUAAACAAGACAAAUAAGUCAAAUGAUAAGCUGUAUUGUGGAUACUUAUAUGGUUAUAAUGUUUACUAUUCUCACUGCAAAACUGAAAUAUAUAGUAUAUGUAUGCAGUUGGCUGGCCCGGUGAAGAUUGCAAAUACUCUGAGUGAAGUGCCAGAUGAAAGGGCGUAGUUGAUGCAGUUACUUUGCCUCAGCUAUAAUCCUGCAGUUAAAAACAAUUCCAGGUGAAUACAUUGUGUGGAGCAUACAAAUGGAAAAAAAAAAAAAGAUGCUGGGAGACUAUUUUUGCAUUUCUUCUGUCAUUUUACUUUUUCAAACAUACAUUUUUGUCCUGAAUGACUGAAUAAAAAAAGCUUAAGGUCA
Erinaceus europaeus (western European hedgehog) is the source of this 1666-nucleotide messenger RNA. RefSeq names its product C-type lectin domain family 12 member A (gene CLEC12A). The transcript has 7 exons. The record is from RefSeq and is a predicted model, not a curated record. Lineage: Eukaryota; Metazoa; Chordata; Mammalia; Eulipotyphla; Erinaceidae. Gene Ontology annotation, molecular function: signaling receptor regulator activity. Bases 665 to 1474 code for a protein of 269 amino acids.